This is a messenger RNA of Scheffersomyces amazonensis, 2999 nucleotides long. Its product is annotated as OPT oligopeptide transporter protein-domain-containing protein. The record is from RefSeq and is a predicted model, not a curated record. The coding region runs from base 78 to 2888 and encodes 936 amino acids. Lineage: Eukaryota; Fungi; Ascomycota; Pichiomycetes; Serinales; Debaryomycetaceae. Gene Ontology annotation, biological process: transmembrane transport. Gene Ontology annotation, molecular function: oligopeptide transmembrane transporter activity. Gene Ontology annotation, cellular component: plasma membrane. The transcript has a single exon.
GAAUAUAUGAAUGUCAAGAAAAUUUGCUUAUCAUUCAUAAUAAAUUUAUAAUUAAUAUAAAAAAAUGGGUGCUAUAAAUGUCCCGUAAGUUCCAAUUUAUUUUAAGAAAUAUUGUACUACUCGAUCUUCAAUUAGCAACAAUGAUACUUGAGAAGUCUGUUGAACCUCUGACGAGCAUCAGAUCUACAGGAAGUCGCUUAGAUGUUGAAGACCAUGAAGUGGAUUUACAGGGAAUUGCUUCUCAUCCAAUUUCAAUUGGAGCUGUGGGGCAUACUCUUAAUGAGUCACAGAAGCAAAUUAUCUUGAGAAGAUUAAAUUUUGAAGGUUUAUUAUCUAUGGAUGAUCUUCCCAUUGGUGCAACGUUCAUGAUCGAGAAAAUUGAAAAUCUUAAAAUUGGAGAAUCCCUUGAAAUUCUUAAUCAGGCCCUUAGAGAUCACAAUGAUGAUGUGAAUAUUCCCACUCAAGAUUUAGAUUUGAUUCAAGCUUUGGUUGACCAAGAAUUCCAAUCUCAGCAAGUCACAGAUUUUACUCCAUCUGUGCAUGGCUCUGAAAAGUCAGGAGAUGAAAAACAGAUUAAAAAAGAUUCAUCUACCAAUUCUGUAUCCUUUAUUGAUUUGGAAUUUGAAAAUUAUUAUCACAUAAUUGAUUGGGAUUUGCAAGUUAGAUUAGAGGCGGCUUUGAUAGCAUACCAUUCUCCAUAUCCUGAAGUAAGGGCUGUAACCGAUCCUUAUGACGAUCCUUCCUUACCUGUUGAAACUGUUAGAGUUUAUAUACUUGGUAUUGUUUGGACUGCCAUUGGGGCAUUUAUUAACCAGUUCUUUGCUGAAAGACAACCAUCUAUUUCAUUAUCUAGUGCUGUUGUACAAUUAUUCCUUUACCCUUCCGGUAUUUUAUUAUCAAAAAUAUUACCAAACAAAUCAUUCAAAGUUUGGAAAUAUACCUUUGAUUUGAAUCCUGGCCCUUAUAAUCAUAAAGAACAGAUUUUAGCUACAAUAUUCUAUUCUGUGUCCGCCGGUACUAGUUAUGUUUCUUAUAAUAUUCAUGUUCAAAAAAUGGAAAGGUUCUAUAAUAAUCAAUGGGCUGAUUUUGGUUAUCAAACAUUAUUGAUUCUUUCAACCAACUUCUUGGGAUUUGGGUUUGCUGGAAUUAUGAGAAAAUUUGCAAUUUAUCCAAUUAGAUCAAUUUGGCCAACAAUCUUACCCACUUUGGCAUUGAACAAAGCUUUGAUGCAGCCCGAGAGAAAAGAGAAUAUUAAUGGUUGGACCAUAUCCAGGUACGCUUUCUUUUUUAGUGUGUUUGCCUUUUCAUUUUUGUAUAACUGGAUUCCAACUUACCUAUUUAAUGCGUUAUCCUAUUUUAAUUGGAUUACUUGGAUCAGUCCUGACAACUUUAACUUAGUUGCUAUAACUGGAAGUCUUUAUGGUUUAGGUCUUAAUCCUAUUCCGACAUUCGAUUGGAAUAUUUUAAAUUUUAAUGCUGCUUUGAUUUUUCCAUUUUACUCUCAACUUAACCAAUACAUUGGUUCCGUCAUUGCCUUUUUUACAAUAAUUGGUAUUUUUUGGUCGAAUAAUAAUUGGUCUUCAUAUAUUCCUAUAAAUACAUCUUCCCUCUAUGAUCAAGAAGGUUUUGUUUAUGAUGUCAAAUCUAUUGUUAAUGAAAGAAGUUUAUUCGAUCAACAAAAAUAUGAAGUAGUUGGGCCACCUUACUAUUCUGCCGCAAAUUUAGUUGUUUAUGGAUCAUUCUUUGCGAUUUAUCCAUUUGCUAUCGUGUAUGAAGUCUUUAUGAACUACCAGUCUAUGUGGAAAGCAUUAAAAGGCUUGGGGAAGUCUUUAAAAAACUUCAGAAGGUCAACUUAUGAAGGUUUUGAUGAUCCUCAUACUACCAUGAUGAGACGUUACAAAGAAGUACCAGAUUGGGUUUUCUUAAUUGUUUUAGUAGUUUCAAUAGUUUUGGCUAUAUUAUGUGUUAAAUUAUAUCCUGCAGAAACUCCUGUGUGGGGAAUAUUCUUUGCUGUUGCUAUUAACUUUUGCUUUUUAAUUCCAUUAACUGCAAUCUAUUCCACUACAGGUUUCCAGUUUGGACUAAAUGUCUUGGUUGAAUUAAUUGUAGGUUAUGCUCUUCCUGGAAAUGGAUUAGCAUUGAAUUUCAUCAAAGCGUUUGGUUACAAUAUCAAUGGUCAAGCUCAAAACUACAUUUCUGAUCAAAAAAUGGGCCAUUAUCUUAAAAUUCCUCCAAGAUCUAUGUUUCGGUGUCAAAUGCUUUCAGUUUUUAUUACUUCAUUUAUUGGAUUAGCUGUAAUGAAUUUCCAAAUCAAUAAUAUUGAAGGAUAUUGUGAUCCUCUAAAUAAACAAAAGUUUAGAUGUCCAAAUUCAACUGUGUUUUACAAUGCUUCUAUUUUAUGGGGUGUUAUUGGACCAAAGAAGGUGUUCGGAGGAAUUUAUCCAAUUUUAGAAAAAUGCUUCUUGAUUGGUUUCUUACUUUCCUUCCCAUGUAUACUUUUCAAGAAAUAUGGCCCUAAAAAAUUCACCAAGUAUUUCCAACCUACUUUAAUAAUCGGAGGAAUGCUUAUUUAUGCUCCUUAUAAUUUAUCAUAUUAUACUGGGGGUCUUUACUUAUCUAUUGCUUUUAUGUGGUAUUUAAAGAAGUAUUAUUUGACUUGGUGGGAGAAAUAUAACUUUGUUUUAUCGGGUGCGAUGGAUGCCGGUGUUGCUUUUAGUGCUAUUAUUAUUUUCUUUGCUGUACAGUAUAAUGAUAAGAGUAUCUCUUGGUGGGGAAAUGAUGUUCCAUUCCAAGGUAUUGAAGGUGGUGCUGGUAGGAGAACGAUUUUAAAUGCUACAGUUGAUGCUCCUGAUGGAUAUUUCGGUCUUAGAAAGGGACAUUAUCCAUAAGUUAAAUCUUUGCUUUUCAAUAUAAAUAUACUACAUUAUAAUCAAUAUAUGUAAGUGUAAUAAAAUUGAGCUGUUACCAUUGACCAUAUUCUAAUAUUUUGAACCCAAACG